AUAAGCAAGCAGUGUCUAGAAGAAACACACGGUUAUUAAUAUCAUACCUUAAUCAUAUUCCAGAUAAUUAUAUUAAAGGAAAUAAUCAAAUCCAGAAGAAAUAAAUCAAAUUGGAUGGCGAGUUCAAAGUUGGUGAAAGCAAUUUUAGAUCCAAAGAAAAACUGGUUUGCUGCUUUACAUAAGAAAACCGUCUCCAAUCGGCUUCGUAAAUACGGAUUAAGAUAUGAUGAUUUGUACGAUCCAAUGGAAUCAUUGGAUAUAAAGGAAGCGUUGGAUAGGCUGCCUCGUGAGAUUGUUGAUGCUCGAAACCAACGUAUUUUGCGUGCCAUGGAUCUUUCCAUGAAACAUGAGUACCUUCCUGAAGAUCUUCAGGCACAACAGACUCCAUUUAGGAGUUAUCUGACUGAUAUGCUGAACCUGGUAGAGAGGGAAAAAGCAGAACGCGAAGCCCUUGGAGCAUUGCCUCUAAAGCAGCGUACCCUGCCAUAGUAUUCUCAGUUUUGCUCUGGUAGCAACCAUUUUGGUAACAAAUGGACGAAGACAUGAAAAGGCCAUUUGUUUUGGUUUGAACACUGUCAGCAACAAUAAUUUUAUGCUAUCCGGCUUUCUUUUAAUCAAUGUUCAUCAUUUUACUGUAUGUUGUUAAAGGUUCAUGUAUGGUAACUCGAUGUAAACAAAUACAUGUGUGAUGGCAUGUAAAACGUUAUGUUAUGUUUUAUGGUU
Erigeron canadensis is the source of this 723-nucleotide messenger RNA. RefSeq names its product cytochrome b-c1 complex subunit 7-2, mitochondrial-like. The coding region runs from base 115 to 489 and encodes 124 amino acids. The transcript is spliced from 4 exons. Gene Ontology annotation, biological process: mitochondrial electron transport, ubiquinol to cytochrome c. The record is from RefSeq and is a predicted model, not a curated record. Lineage: Eukaryota; Viridiplantae; Streptophyta; Magnoliopsida; Asterales; Asteraceae.